AUUAUCAUCAUGGAGCGUCAUCAGAAACAAAAUCAACUUGAACCAAUCAAUUGCUGUGUACCAGUAUCAACCAUCCAAAGGCCACUGCUGCUGCAAAAACAUAAGAACUUAAACUAAUUCCUUUAACUCCAUUCAAAACAAGAUGAGACAAUUGUAUGUUACCAUAACCUUAUGGUAGCUUUUACUGGUUGCAAUGCUUUGUGCAACUCAUCAUACAUUAUUAUUAUUCUCUAACCCGUGUUGUUUCCUUAAGAAUCGAGUUUCAAAUGGCAGAGGAUUUUCUUCAAAUGAGAGUUGUUUUGUUAGAGGUCACCAAAUGGACAUCAAACAAUAUUUUGGACUUAUAUCAUCCCGUUCUCCACGGAACAAAGCAGGAAGAGUUGUAUCCCCAAGCUGUGUGCUGCCAUUGACAGAAGAGAAUGUGGAGAAGGUUUUGGAUGAGGUUAGACCUGGCUUGAUGGCUGAUGGAGGGAAUGUGGCUUUGCACGAGAUAGAUGGCCUUGUCGUCGUCCUCAAGCUUCAAGGAGCAUGUGGCUCGUGUCCUAGCUCGGCCAUGACAUUAAAGAUGGGAAUUGAGACUCGCCUUCGCGAUAAGAUUCCAGAAAUCAUGGAAGUGGAGCAGAUUGUGGACGCCGAGACUGGCCUCGAGUUAACAGAGCAAAAUGUUGAGAGUGUUCUUUCUGAAAUUAGGCCAUACCUUGUUGGCACUGGGGGAGGAAUAUUAGAGCUUGUUAAGAUCGAUGAUUAUGUUGUCAAAGUUCGGCUAAGUGGACCGGCGGCCGGAGUUAUGACGGUUCGCGUGGCGCUAACGCAAAAGUUGAGAGACAAGAUACCUUCUAUUGGAGCUGUGCAGCUAAUAGACUGAUGUAAGAAACAUACAAGUUCUUGUAUACUUUGAACUUUUGUUACAAGAUCAAAAUGGAACUAAUUCAUACAAA
This is a messenger RNA of Arachis stenosperma, 938 nucleotides long. Its product is annotated as nifU-like protein 3, chloroplastic. Gene Ontology annotation, biological process: iron-sulfur cluster assembly. Lineage: Eukaryota; Viridiplantae; Streptophyta; Magnoliopsida; Fabales; Fabaceae. The record is from RefSeq and is a predicted model, not a curated record. Gene Ontology annotation, cellular component: chloroplast stroma; mitochondrion. The transcript is spliced from 4 exons. Gene Ontology annotation, molecular function: iron ion binding; iron-sulfur cluster binding. Bases 194 to 865 code for a protein of 223 amino acids.